GCAUUUGAAAAUACUUUAAUGGAAUAAUGUUUUGUUUUAUACCAAUGAAUAACAUAUGGAUAACACAUACUUCAAUAAGAGAAAGUCUGUGAAAGCAAAAGAAAAGAAGCUGAAACGAAAGGAGGAAAGUGCUCGCUUAGCAAUAUCAGUGGCUAAAGUUGAUUCUGCAAAUAAGCUCGAGGAUCCUCUAUCGUUGCUGGAGCCUUUCAAGAAAUUUAACAGAAAUGGGGUGAAUCUGACUAUCGAGUGCUGUCGGGCUACAGAUUUAGACAAAGACACAAAAGAUUUUGUAUUUGAUCUCUGUAAAACAAAUAUGCAGGCAUUGUAUGAGGCCAGCAGCUGGGGCUGGAAGGAUCGUGACAAGCGUGAGGAAAUGUACGAGGAUCGCGCCUGGCACCUCAUAGCGCGCAAUGAAGAGAGGCUGCCCGUGGCUUUCGUGCACUUCCGCUUCGACAUUGAGCUGGACGAGGAAGUUCUAUACUGUUAUGAAAUACAGUUGACACCUCCAGUACGAAGGAAGGGGUUAGGAAAGUUCCUCAUGCAAAUUUUAGAGCUUAUGGCAUACAAGACAGAGAUGGUAAAAGUGAUGCUUACUACAUUCAAACACAAUGACGAUGGAUUAAAAUUCUUCCAGGAAGCCUUGAAGUACCAGAUAGAUGAAUCCUCACCUGAUGAUGGCAUGUAUGAAGAGGAGUGCCACUAUUGGAUACUCAGUAAGCCAAUCAAACAGAGGGCAGUAGUCAAACCGACCAAUCAAGGUGCAGCAAAUGGUGUUGACAGCAAAACGACUUAUACUCACACUCAUACACAUAGUGGAUGCUGUUAAAUGAUGGAAGUCCGUGAUGUGCUAUAGAACUGUGAACAUUAUACAAUUGAUAUUUUCAAAAUAAUGCAUAGUCUCUGUAUAAAAAACUGUCAAUGGUGAUACAGAGCAGUUAAAAUAGUUUAGCUAACUGCCUUAUCAGUUAUGUUAGCUACAUGCAUAUAAUUGGUUGAGUUCUUGGUCCAGAAACUCUGCCAUAAGUUUAAUCUGCAUAAUUUAUUAAGAAUUGACAUAAAUAAAAAAAAGAAGAGAUUUUUUAUAUUAUUUUAUGUCACUUACUACUAAUUAAAUCUAAAUAAUGAUUUAUCCAUAUAUGUAUUUUAUUAGCAGCAUUUUAAUAUUAUUUUCGACUAGUAAAAAUAGGAAAUCAGUUAGAAAUAAGGGUUGUGAAUUAUUUGCCUUCAAUCAUCCUUGUAAUAUAUUGAGAACUAAGUUAUCAAUAGUUUGCACUUGGAAAGAAAAUGGUUUUGAUCUGAUUUAACCAUCAAGUCAUCAAAUUAUCAGCUGUACAAUUAUUACUGCAAAUCAUGUCAAAAAUACUUUCAAAGAUAUAUAAGUGUUAAUUGAAACAAACUUGGAUUGAUUACAGGACAUUUUACCUUCAAGUAUAUGAAUCUUGCUCUUAUUGUAAAUAUAUUGAAUAAUUACAGAAAAAUAGGUGAAAAAGAGUUAGCUUCUUGUUAGAAACCUUUGUUGUUGUAGUUUUCUCAAUAAUUAUGCAAAUCAGUGUAAAAUAUGCUUAUGUCAUCAGGCAUGAUAGAUGGGAAUUUAAAUUUGAAAAUACUUGUUAGCUAUGGACUGUACAUAUCUAAUACUGCAUUUACUGUUUGUAUAAUUUGUAAACAAUCUGACUCUUGCCUAUAUGAAUUAUGUAUUAAA
Messenger RNA from Dreissena polymorpha, 1702 nucleotides. Its product is annotated as N-alpha-acetyltransferase 40-like. The transcript is spliced from 9 exons. Bases 56 to 826 code for a protein of 256 amino acids. Gene Ontology annotation, cellular component: nucleus. NCBI's taxonomy places the organism in Eukaryota, Metazoa, Mollusca, Bivalvia, Myida, Dreissenidae. The record is from RefSeq and is a predicted model, not a curated record. Gene Ontology annotation, molecular function: protein N-terminal-serine acetyltransferase activity; histone H2A acetyltransferase activity; histone H4 acetyltransferase activity.